Messenger RNA from Topomyia yanbarensis, 3318 nucleotides. RefSeq names its product G protein-activated inward rectifier potassium channel 3-like. The transcript is spliced from 10 exons. NCBI's taxonomy places the organism in Eukaryota, Metazoa, Arthropoda, Insecta, Diptera, Culicidae. Gene Ontology annotation, molecular function: inward rectifier potassium channel activity. The record is from RefSeq and is a predicted model, not a curated record. Gene Ontology annotation, cellular component: plasma membrane. Gene Ontology annotation, biological process: potassium ion import across plasma membrane; regulation of monoatomic ion transmembrane transport. The coding region runs from base 1017 to 2702 and encodes 561 amino acids.
CAGAACAAGAGUUUGUCGGCGGCAAACAGCAAGCAACUGGCAGCAGAGUCAGGAAGCCAACUUUUAGUCGAUAAAACGUCGCGAUCGCAUCCACAUCGUUUGUGCUCUCGGGGGUACCCAUCAUAGGUGGUCCGCUUUACAGCGUUUGGGGGAAAAACACAAUCGAAUCGAAGGCGAAUUGCGCGCAUCGAAACGGAACAAAAAGGACAACCGAUCGAGGCUAGUGGUGCUGGUGCUGUGGUGGUACGGUUUGUGUUGCGCAUUUGUGUGUGUUUGUCUGUGCGACACGCCUGCUUUGUGUUUCGGAAACGCGGCCUUUGCGCUCGCGCGGGUUGGGUGUUUUUGACAGUUACGCCGGGUUGCAAGGCGCGCCGGGCUGAUCUUGACGGGCCGUGAAACGGAAGUUUACCGCUGCAUUUCGAAAGGUUUAUAGGGUGCUUUACAUGUCCGGCGAGUGAGUGGCCAGGGUAGUAGUUACCUGUGUGCGGUAGUUAAUUAGGUGAAAUUUCGCGCUGUCAGAUUUUGUUGUUUCCUGUUAUAAGGUCAGAGUCGCGGCAGCGUGAGUGUUCAGAAGUUCAAAAUUUCCCGUUGAUUGAAUAUAUUGGUGAUUAUUUUAUGGAUACAACUAGUUGUUGCCAUCUGAGAUUGUGAUUAUACGAAAAACGUGCUGUCGACGCAUUUUACGUGUUCGUGUCCGGGAGAGUAAGUGUAGCCUUGAUCCACAGCUGAGAGUGCGGUGUUUGGUUUAUAAAUAGUUUGUCGUUUGGUGGUGAAUGCGGUAAUUGUCCGAAAAGUCAAAGUGAAUAAAUGGUGAUUUAACAACCGCCCACAAGAUCGUAUUUUAUCGAAGGUGAAAAUUUACGUGUGUAGAUUUAAACGAGUUCAGUUCAGGAGGUGAAUAGAAAUCGGGCGACGUCUGGUCUACUUAACAGAAGACAGAAACCAUCGCUUAACUGGGAGCCACCCCACUGCAUGGAAGCAGAAGUGCUCUGAGAGAGAAUUUGUAAAUAUACACAAUGACAAAACUGUUUGAAGAAAAUCGAAACGAUGGCCAGCGUGGUGGUGCUGGUGACGGUGGUGACAUGGCCUGGACCAAGCUGUUAGCGGACCAGAACACCCCGAGUCCGGUGAUCGUCAAGGCGGAUGACGUCGCACGGGAUGUCAUUGUAACCAUUGACCCGGACACGGGCAAGGAGAUUGUGACGCAACCGGUGGACGGUGCUAGCGGGCGCCGCCGGGAGUCCAUUAUCGGAUCAUUCCACCGGCAGCUGCGAAUGUCGCUGAAGGCGGUCAGCGAGGGGCCCGGACCAUUUACAAGAUAUCGCCAAACAAGGUUCUCGUCGCGACGCAUUCGCAAGAGGGUGAUAUUCAAGCAUGGUGAUUGCAACGUGGUGCAGGGAAAUGUUGCCAAACGAAGGCGUCGAUAUUUGCAGGACAUUUUUACCACGCUGGUCGACAUUCAAUGGCGCUGGACGCUGAUGGUGUUUGCCUUUAGCUUCAUCCUAUCGUGGCUCGGUUUCGGAACCAUUUGGUACCUGAUCGGAUUCAGUCACGGCGAUAUUAUUGCUCACGCCCAAGGAGAUUCAGAACACCGUCCGUGCGUCACCUCAAUCUUUGGCUUCACGUCGGCAUUCCUGUUUUCGAUGGAAACCCAGUCCACCAUCGGUUACGGGAACCGGUUCGUGACGGAGGAAUGUCCGGAGGCGGUCUUUAUCCUAGCCUUGCAGAGCAUAACCGGUGUAUUUAUUCAGGCAUUUAUGGUGGGAAUCGUUUUCGCCAAACUAUCCCGACCGAAGAAGCGUGCCCAGACGUUGCUGUUUUCGCGUAACGCCGUUAUCUGCCACCGGGACGGAGUGCCCUGUCUGAUGUUCCGAGUGGGAGAUAUGCGCAAAAGUCACAUCGUCGAGGCGCACGUGACGGCGCAGAUCAUUCGCCGGAAGAUCACCAAGGAAGGGGAGGUACUGCCAUUUUUCCAGCAGCAUUUGGAGGUUAGUUGCGAUAACGGAGACGAUCGGCUGAUGUUUAUCUGGCCAUCUAUCGUCGUUCAUAAGAUCGUGAAAGGUAGUCCACUGUACAACCUGUCCGCCCAGGAUGUGCUUCGGGAACGGUUUGAAAUUGUCGUUAUGCUUGAGGGUGUGGUGGAAUCAACCGGCAUGACAACCCAGGCUCGCAGCAGUUAUCUUCCAUCGGAAAUCCUUUGGGGUCAUCGAUUCGAGUCGGUGGUGACAUUCAAGCGAGACACCGGAGAGUAUGAGGUGGAUUACACCAUGUUUAACAAUACGUACGAGGUGGAUACGCCGCUGUGCAGUGCCCGUCAGCUGAGUGCAGUCAAAAAGGAACUCAGCAAGCAAAAUGGCACAGCACCCACUUCGUCGAGUGACGAAUCCGACACAUCGUUCUCAUCGGAUAACGGAUCGACGACGGCGCGAUCUUCCAACAAACAGCCGCCGGCAACGCGGCAAAACGGUUUUUUGCAUUUGAAUCUUAACGCUUCCCAACAGCAGCGAACAGGUGUAACCUUUGCUAGUGCUGGGGAUGUUAGUAAUGUUAGUAGGGGUGGUGGUGGCGGUGGUGGUGGUGGUAUUGUUGAUGAGCUAACUAGUGUUACCGUUGUUUCCGAGGGGUCGCCUUCGACGGCACAGAGGCAACGGAUCGCUCGCAUGCUUUCUGUCAAGGAGCCAUCGCUGGAUUCGUUGUGCUGAUUGGGGAGUUAGCGGGAUGGUCACAGCAGGCUGUGUCGAAGAUGCUUCAGCGGAUGUACAUGUGUUUUGCAGUCGAUGAUUUGUGAUGUCUCCCCCGAAUCAAAGUGUGCUGUGAGUUAUGUGUGAGCCGGGCUGAAGAAGUGGACCGACGGCGAAAGUGGAGUAGAGUAGAAACUUCCUGCGGAUGCUGCAGAGCGGAAUCGUUACUAUCUACUUGUGUAUGUGUUUUUUUGUGAAUUGAAUUAGGAACUGGUGCGCGUCGUCGUCGGUGGGUUUAGCGCCGAAAGAAAGUCAAAGCGCAAAAGUCAGAGGUUAUCAUUGAUUCUCGUGCGUGUUUUUUUACAAUUUUACCUAGGGCAAACUUUUCAAAAGUUUUAUUUUUCCAUUUGAGCAAGCUCAGCGUAGGUUUAUGCAAUUUUACAUAAGAUACAGGAAUAGCGCAAUUUUUUUUAUUAAUUUCAACCAGCGAUUUUGUUAUUAAGUUAAGGAAUUGCCGAUCAAAGAGAAGCUAUUGAAUCGAAUUCAACAAAUUGCUAGUGCGUAAACGUUAAGGAAUCCGCCAAUACUUCAUAAGAUCAACAGUAAAUUAUUUCUAAUAAAGUGAAUCUCAAAGAAA